Pteronotus mesoamericanus is the source of this 1029-nucleotide messenger RNA. RefSeq names its product zinc finger protein 367 (gene ZNF367). Gene Ontology annotation, biological process: regulation of transcription by RNA polymerase II. The record is from RefSeq and is a predicted model, not a curated record. Gene Ontology annotation, molecular function: RNA polymerase II cis-regulatory region sequence-specific DNA binding; DNA-binding transcription factor activity, RNA polymerase II-specific. Bases 1 to 1029 code for a protein of 342 amino acids. The transcript is spliced from 5 exons. NCBI's taxonomy places the organism in Eukaryota, Metazoa, Chordata, Mammalia, Chiroptera, Mormoopidae.
AUGAUUCGGGGCGUGGAAGCGCCGAUGGCGGAAAACCCGCCGCAGCCGCCGCCGGUCAUCUUCUGCCACGACUCCCCGAAGCGGGUGCUGGUGUCGGUCAUCAGAACGACCCCGAUCAAGGCCACGUGCGGCAGCGGAGGGGAGCCGGAGCCGCCCCCGCCGCUCAUUCCCACUAGUCCUGGCUUCAGCGACUUUAUGGUGUACCCGUGGCGCUGGGGCGAGAAUGCGCAUAAUGUGACGCUUAGCCCCGGUGCCGCAGGGGCUGCCGCCUCGGCCAACUUGCCCGCCGCCGCCCCUCAGCACCCGGGGCUUCGGGGCCGGGGCGCGCCCCCUCCCAGCGUCUCCGGGGGUGAGGAAGAGGAGGAGGCGAGCAGCCCAGACAGCGGCCACCUCAAGGAUGGUAUUCGACGUGGUAGACCCAGAGCAGAUACUGUUCGGGAUUUAAUAAAUGAAGGCGAGCACUCGUCCAGCAGAAUUCGUUGUAACAUCUGUAAUAGGGUGUUUCCACGGGAGAAAUCACUUCAAGCUCACAAAAGGACUCAUACAGGUGAGAGACCUUACCUGUGUGACUAUCCAGACUGUGGAAAAGCCUUUGUUCAAAGCGGACAGCUCAAAACGCAUCAGCGUCUUCACACCGGAGAGAAACCUUUCGUUUGUUCAGAAAAUGGUUGCCUUAGCAGAUUCACCCACGCAAACCGCCACUGUCCGAAGCACCCUUAUGCCAGGCUGAAGCGGGAGGAGCCCACUGAUGCUCUCAGUAAGCACCAGACCGUGGACAACCAGGCUGCUGCUGAGUGGUUGGCAAAGUAUUGGGAAACAAGAGAGCAGCGUACCCCCACCUUGAAAGGAAAGCUCGCUCAGAAGGCCGAUCAGGAGCAGCAGGACCCUUUGGAAUACCUUCAGUCUGAUGAGGAGGACGAUGAGAAGAGCGGUGCCCAGCGCCGGCUACAGGAGCAGCGGGAGCGCCUGCACGGAGCGCUCGCUCUCAUAGAGCUCGCCAACCUGACGGGGGCGCCACUGCGCCAGUAG